AUGCGUUCCUCAGCAUCUAUCGCGGCGGUGGCCCUUGCGCUAUUGCAAGGUACCAAUGCCAUGAAUGCGGCCAUUCAACGCAAGUUUAACCUGCUUGCCGAUAUGGGCAUGAACCCUGAUGGCACGCCAAUGGCCACACUCGACAACCCUGAGAUCGACUUCACGGCUCUCAAAUCCCUCAAGGUUGCGACUACAGCCGAUAGCACGGUCGUAGCUGCCGCUAAAGCGGAAACCAUCACCCCGGAAUAUGUCGAACUUCCCAUUGACAACUUCGCCCAGAAGAAGAACCAGGAUUAUUCCUACCAAGGUACCUUCUUCAACAGGUACUGGGUUGCCACGAGCGGGUACAAAGCUGGUGGUCCCAUCUUUGUCUACGACGUGGGCGAGGCGAACGCAGAGCCAAAUGCUCUCUUUAGGUUGCAAAACGAGACAAGUUUCUUCAAGCAGCUUGUGGAUGAGUUUGGCGGCAUUGGAAUUGUGUGGGAGCAUCGCUUUUAUGGAAAUUCGACACCUACACCCAUUGACGUUAACACGCCACCCGAGGCAUUCGAGUUCCUGACGACGGAGCAAUCGCUGGCAGAUGUUGAUCGCUUUGCGAAGCAGUUCAAGAGGACGGGUAUCAACGCUACACUUACACCCGACAAGACACCGUGGGUUUUCGUGGGUGGUUCUUACCCCGGCAUGAGGGCUGCUUUUAUGCGUAACAUGUACCCCGACACUAUUUACGCGUCGUGGGCCUCCUCAGCCCCCGUCGAGGCUUCCGUUGACCAGAGUUUCUACUUUGACCCUGUGUGGCGCGGUAUGAACGCAAAGGGUUUCGGCAACUGCUCUGCCGAUAUUCAAGCUUCCGUCCGCUACAUGGACAAGAUCAUGGAUUCUGACCAGAGUGCAGCUGCGAAGCUGAAGGAGCAAUUCCUUGGUCUUGGAGCCGCGAAGAACUCGCAUGCUACUUUUGCUGAUGCGCUCACCACCAUCUUCUACGUAUGGCAGUCUUACGGUAUGGAAGGUGGAGCGGCGGGUCUGCGUCGCUUCUGCGAUUUCAUCGAGACGGAUCCCAAGACGAAUGCUACUGCACCCAAGGAGGGCUGGGCGAAGAGCAAGGGUGCCAAGUGGACCACGGACCGAUGGGCGAGCUUCCCUGCUUUCCUUCCCAAUGUCAACAGCUAUCUUGAGACAGAGUGCUCAGGAAAGCUCAACACAACUGGUGAUUGUGAUCUGAACCACAAGUUCACGGAUCCUGCGAUGAUUAGCUGGACCUGGCAGUACUGCACACAGUGGGGGUAUUUCCAAUCCGCCAACCUUGGCCCUCAACAACUCGUCUCAAAGUACAACUCUCUCCAACACCAACAUGACAUCUGUCACCGCCAAUUCCCUGAUGCUCCACGUUCCCUCUUCCCAGACUGGCCAAACACUUCGCGCACCAACAAGGUGUUUGGGGGCUGGGACAUCCGCCCCUCAAACACGUACUGGUCGAACGGUGAAUUUGACCCGUGGCGCACCCUAUCCCCUGCUUCUGCUGAGCCCUUCGCCCCCAAGGGCGUGCAGGUCAUUCAGGAUGUACCCAAGUGUGGAAAGAAGACUAGUAAGCAUGAGUUGUUUGGGCUGGUGCUGAGGGAUGCGGAGCAUUGCUUUGAUUUUAGGACGACGGGUAUUACGGUCGCGGAUGGACCGGUCAGCCAACGCUUGUUCAGGAGCGCACUGACGAGCUGGUUGCCGUGUUACAAGCCGAAGAAGGGGCACUCGAAGCCGUGGAAGGGAUAG
Alternaria burnsii is the source of this 1761-nucleotide messenger RNA. RefSeq names its product peptidase s28. The record is from RefSeq and is a predicted model, not a curated record. Bases 1 to 1761 code for a protein of 586 amino acids. Lineage: Eukaryota; Fungi; Ascomycota; Dothideomycetes; Pleosporales; Pleosporaceae. The transcript has 2 exons. Gene Ontology annotation, biological process: proteolysis. Gene Ontology annotation, molecular function: dipeptidyl-peptidase activity; serine-type exopeptidase activity.